Messenger RNA from Danaus plexippus (monarch butterfly), 1028 nucleotides. RefSeq lists its product as uncharacterized. Gene Ontology annotation, cellular component: membrane. The coding region runs from base 52 to 726 and encodes 224 amino acids. NCBI's taxonomy places the organism in Eukaryota, Metazoa, Arthropoda, Insecta, Lepidoptera, Nymphalidae. The transcript has 8 exons. The record is from RefSeq and is a predicted model, not a curated record.
UCUUUGUUCUAAGUUACUUAAGGAUUGGUUUAUCUAAUCACAGUUUAGAAAAUGAUCGAGAAGUCUGCAAAAUCAUCAGCUCUACCAGCUGGAGUCGUGAUAGUCAUCAAUUUACUGUCCAUGAUUCUCUGUAUCUUUGUAUUCGCCGUGAGUCUCCUGUCGAUCGCAGCGCCAUCUACAGUGUUGUACUUCAUUAAUAGCUUCGGAAGCAGUUUCAUGAAGGCGCUGCUAACUGAGGACACGCAUUUAUUUCAACUGGGAAUAGCUGGAGCUCUUUUAUCUGGGUUCGUUUUUUGCAUCUCGUUCAUGGGACUAUAUGGCGCCAUCACCAGCUCCAAGUUUCUACUUGUCAUGUACGCUGCGAUAGUAUUCCUGCUGCUGCUUCUGGAAUGUUCCGUGAUGUACUACCUGUCCUCCAACUUACUAGAGAAAGGUUUCCAAAAACAGGACGUGUAUUUCAAUCACGCAGUACGUGCGAACCUAGAGUGCUGCGAACUAAAUGUGACGUCCACACCGGAUGUUAAACCUCCUUGGUCGUGUUGCGAUCAAGAAUUUUACUCAACCAACUGCACCAUAGACAACAUUCACGAUCUGGACUGCCACAUCGCCAUUAAGGCGUGGCUCGACCGGUUCCAGAUACCGUUAUACGUUACCCUCGUUGUUUUGCAUGUUAUCUUGCUGUCCUGCUCACUCCUAAGGCGCUGUCUGUCUCGCUCGCACACCUAGCGACUACAGCGCCGCUCUGGCGCGCCAAGAAGUCGUUCAGUCGGGACUCGUGUAUCACCAGGCCUCGGUCCUAAUGAAGAUGUGUUGAUGCUGGUGUUGGGUCGGGGGCGGCUGGGGUGGAUCGACAAACAGUAAUCCUGAUAGUUGGGUGUUUGGCAAAUUUUUUAGCACAAAAGAUCAAGAGGAAGUAAUAUACUCGUAUCGUCAAACUGCAGAGGUUGCAGGUCUGCAGGUCUGCAGGUCUACAGGUCUACAGGUCGGGAUUUAAGCGGCUAGAGAAAUAAACUUAACUUGUACUGUUA